GGGGUCCAAAAACAAUAAGAAAAGUCUAAAAAAGAUUCUCUCACAUUCACAAUCACAUGUGCUUACUAAGAUAAGAUAUAGACCCCCAUUCACUUCUGGAUCUCAAAAACCCAACACUUUCGUUGAAUACAAUCAACCGAUGAAGACACUCAUUGUAGUCUUUCUUCUCCCAUGCAUUUUGCUUAUCCUAGUUCGUGCCCAAGUCAAUGAUGAUAGCUUUGACCCAUAUGCAACGUUAUUCAGUCCGUAUACUAAACAAGAAUGGCGAUCUUACCAAGAAAAGAAGAUCAAUGAGGGACGAAAAACAGAGUUAACUUUCAAGGUAACUUAUGCAAAUGGAACAAAAGUCAAAGGGGCAAAACUGUACAUAAAGCAACUCACCUCCGAUUUCCACUGGGGUUGUGGAAUGACUCAUAGAAUACUCAACAACACUGCUUACAAAAAAAUGGGACAAGAAAACUACGCAGAUCCAGACGCCAUGAUGAAAUUUGCAGAUGAACACGGGAUAAUCGUGAGAGGGCAUACGAUCUUAUGGGACGAUGUGAAAUACAACCAAAAAUGGGUGAAGAAAUUAUCACCUGAACAAUUGUUAGAAGCAGCAAACAGAAGAGUUGAUUCGGUGGUGAAUCGAUAUAAAGGAAGGUUGAUUGGUUGGGAUGUGAUGAACGAGAAUCUGCAUCAUAACUUCUUCGAGAAGAGACUCGGGAAGAACGCGUCGUCGAUGUUUUUCAAUCGAGUUCAUAAAAUUGAUCCGAAUGCGGUUUUGUUCAUGAAUGAAUUUAACACCACUGAACAUGUGAACGAUGAAUACGCUCCUCCUGGGAAAUACUUGAGAAGGAUGAAGAAGAUUCAGUCGUUUCCAGGGAAUAGCGAGAUCAAAAUGGGGAUAGGGUUGGAAUCGCAUUAUGGGGCUGAGCCGAUUGAUUUUCAUUUUGUGAGAAGUUCGCUUGACUCGUUGAGUCAAACGGAUUUACCGAUAUGGUUGACUGAAUUGGAUGUUAAAAUGGAUCCAAACCUUAAAAAUUCGAGUGGAUUACAGGUGAUUUAUCUGGAGGAGAUACUUCGGGAGUCGUUUUCACAUGAAGCUGUGAAGGCGAUGAUUAUAUGGACAGGUGCGUCGAUUGAUGGAUGUGAUGUGAUGUGUAUGGCUGAUGAGAAUUUGGUGAAUACGCCAAUUGGGGAUUUGAUUGAUGGGUUAAUGGAAGAAUGGAGAACUGGGGAGAUUGAAGCUAUGGCGGAUUUUAAUGGAAGUUGUCAAGUUUCGGUGUUUAAUGGUGGGUAUGAAGUAAAGGUGGUGGAUCCUGUGAGUAAUGCUUCUAGUUGUGUGAGUUUGAAGGUGGAUAGCAUUCCGGAUAAAAUGGUUCAUGUUCAAAUUAUGGGCUAA
Messenger RNA from Lactuca virosa, 1384 nucleotides. The record is from the annotation of a GenBank genome assembly. Lineage: Eukaryota; Viridiplantae; Streptophyta; Magnoliopsida; Asterales; Asteraceae.